AUGAACAAUCAUAAGACUUAUAUGAGGUAUUAUCUUUAACAAAAAAUAUUGAUUAAUAAUUUCUUAAUGGAGUUCUAGAAUUAUUGAGAAAUUAGAAAAACAUAAAUAGUAUAUAAUUUCUUUAAAAACACUAGGAAGACUAGAAUAACAAUUAAUUCUAUAUGGAAGAGAAAGCUGAUUCAAAGGCGACUUUUAGUUGAUAAUUAAAAUUCUAAAAAUCUUAGUGAAAUCGACUAUCAUAAGAAGAAUUAUUCGGCUGAGAUAUUCGAACAAUAACAUAAGGAUUUAAUUUAAUAAAUUGCUUAUGAUAGGGUUAUUAUUGAAUUUUUAAAAUUUCUUGUACUUUUGACAUCCAUUGAUGAGAGAUUUUUCUAAUGUGGAUCCGACUCAAUUAACUUAUUAGUCAAAAUGAAGGUGAAUUUGAGGGAAUAAACCUUAGAGAAUAUUAGGAUUAGAGAUACUAAUUUGAUUGGUGGAAAUUUCGCAAAGUGCAACUUAAAUGGGUAGGAAUUUCAUAAUGUUGAUAUUAGUGGAAUAAACUUGAAUUAAGCUUAAUUGUUUAAUAGUAUAUGGAAGAAUAUCUAAAUACAUGAACUAUAUAAAUUAGAUGGCCAUAGUUAAAAUAAUAUUCUUCCCUAAAGUGGUAUUUGUUUUUCACUAUUCUUAGCCCCUAUUAUAUUAUCAUUCUAAAAAUGUCCUACAAUCCCAACUUAGAUGCUUAAGGAGCUUUAAUCUUGA
Messenger RNA from Paramecium octaurelia, 738 nucleotides. The record is from the annotation of a GenBank genome assembly. NCBI's taxonomy places the organism in Eukaryota, Ciliophora, Oligohymenophorea, Peniculida, Parameciidae.